AUGCCCGCGCAAUCGAGACGUUCAGCGCCUUUGUGCAUCUUUGACCUCCCACUAGAGCUUCGUCGGCUCAUCUACUUGGAGUGCAUUCCAAAUGGCUAUCAGCUGCAGCUCAACGACGACACAGCCGAAUGGACCAUCGACAAUCUGCGCCAAGCACAUCCACAAUUUCGACAAAAGAUCGAAGAUGAAGAGAAUGUCCGUUGCACGGAAGUGGCAUUUCUCGUAACAUCUACCAAAUGGUCACCACCAGCCGUGCGAUCAAGUGUCCGCCACCUUACUCAUGUUCGAGUCGACAUUCGGUUGGACGAGUACAUACCAGCAGACCAGUACCACGAAGGCGAGAAUUGCGAAUGCAGAUUUCACGAAGCACGGCGUGAUCAGCGCAUGGCGCCGCUGCAAGCCAUGGGCAAUAAUUUAGCAAGAUUCAUAAUCUGGCUCAAAGCAUCUUGCGCCGAAGCCGAAGCGGUUGUAAGGUCCAUCAGACUGGAAAUCGUCGACUCUCUCAACGCUUCAGAGGACAGCGGCGCCCAUGUCAGGUCUGUGGACACUGGUGACGACUACGGAACCUGGAGUAGUAGACAUCAUUCCUUGACUGACUCAGAACCCCCCCAUUAUGAGGAGGCGCUCACGAGGUAUUUGAACAGCUAUGCAAUGGACCAGGACCUGUAUUUCAAUCGCAAGUCGAUGUGUGCAGCGAAAAUAGUGGAGUACCUAAGCAUGUCCUGCCACCAUGAAGGAAUCCUAUCAGUUGUGGUGGAGGCUACUGUGUGUGAUGUGGAAGCCAGCAUACGUGCCAGGGUCCGAGAGAGCCUACUUCGGAGACACCCCUUGAAAAUGACUUAUGGACGGGGGCUAGGGGCGGCACAGGUGAUCGUCCUUGCACUUGAGGCAAUACUUAUCAACUGCGGCGACGCAAGCAUCUUGGCUCGGUCUUCAUUAAGGAUCGUGAAGGAUCGUAUCGCGCUGCACCCCGACUGA
Fulvia fulva is the source of this 978-nucleotide messenger RNA. RefSeq lists its product as uncharacterized. The record is from RefSeq and is a predicted model, not a curated record. NCBI's taxonomy places the organism in Eukaryota, Fungi, Ascomycota, Dothideomycetes, Mycosphaerellales, Mycosphaerellaceae. Bases 1 to 978 code for a protein of 325 amino acids. The transcript has a single exon.